CUCACUUUCCCUCCUUUUCUUGGCACUUCAUAUUUUCCCAUCUCCCAGACUCCUCCCUUGUGAGUAACUGCAACAUGAAGGUAUCAUUGUCUCCCAAGGUCAGAAAACGUAUGGAGGGUCUCAGACAUCUUCAGAGCCAACAUGAUGAGCUGGAGGCACAGUUUCUUGAGGAGAGAAAGGCAUUAGAAGCUAAAUACCAGAAGCUUUAUCAACCGCUCUACACUAAGAGAUUUGAGAUUGUGAACGGUCUAAAAGAAGUUGAAGGGGCCACGCUAACUGAAUUAGCUGGAACAAAAGAGGAUCAAGCUACAGAAGAGAAGGGGGUGCCUGAAUUCUGGCUCGCUGCAAUGAAAACUCAUGAAGUACUAGCAGCGGAGAUUAAGGGACGAGAUGAAGGAGCUCUGAAGUUCAUUAACGACAUCAAGUGGUCGAGACUUCAAGAUUCUGAGGGUUUCAGGCUGGAGUUUUACUUCAAUCCUAAUACUUACUUCAAAAAUUCUGUCCUGACAAAGACCUAUCGCAUAAUUGAUGAACUUGAUCCUAUUUUGAGCCAAGCAAUUGGGACGGAAAUUGAAUGGUAUCCUGGGAAAUGCUUGACGAAGAAGGUGAUUGUGAAGAAGAAACCAAGAAGGGGGUCAAAGAUUGCCAAAACCAUCACAACAAUUAAGAAGAGUGAAAGUUUCUUCACAUUCUUUACUCCUCCUCGGAUCCCUGAGAAUGAGGAUGACCGAGAUGAUGAUGCUUAUGAUGAACUUCAGGACAUGAUAGAACAGGACUACAUUGUAGGUAUGAUUAUUCGGGACAAAACCAUUCCUCAUGCUGUGUCAUGGUUUACUGGAGAGGCUACCAAGGACGAUGAGGCUGAGAAGGAAGGGGAAAGAAAAGAAGGCGUGAAGAAGGACGUCAAUGAGGACCAUGAUGAGGAAAAAGAAAGGGCCCUGAAGAAGGGCGUCGAAGAUGAAAGAAAAGAAGGCAUGGAGGACGUCCAUGAAGACCAUAAUGAGGAAGAGGGGGGAAAGGGGGCCCUAAAGAAGGGCGUCGAAGAGAAAGAGGCAGAAAAACAGGUCGAGAAGAAGAAGAAUGGAGGAGCACAAAUCCAGGAAGGUCAGAAGAAUGGAGGAGCACAAAUCCAGGAAGGUCAGAAGAAUGGAGGAGCACAAAUCCAGGAAGAUCAGAAAAAGGAGCUCCCUCCUGAGUGCAGGCAACUGUAGUUUUGGGUCACACUUGCACACAAAUGACAGGAGCAGCUUAAAGAUUGGAGCACCAACGGUGGCCCGGUUGAUCAAAAGCUUUAGCUCUCUGGCAUUGGUUACCUAUCUAUCAUUUACAUACAUCUAUACUGCCUGUGUUCUUUUCCUUUCUUUUCUUUUCUUUUCUUUCAUAGUUAUUUUUCUUUUUUCUUUUUCAUUUUAGGAAUUUUUUUUUCCUAUUUUUAGAUUAAAGUUUCUUACAAUGUAUUUUUUUUAUUUUAUCACUUAAAUCAAUUAAAAGUUCGUAAUUUUAUUAAGAAA
Populus trichocarpa (black cottonwood) is the source of this 1511-nucleotide messenger RNA. RefSeq names its product nucleosome assembly protein 1;2. The transcript has 9 exons. Gene Ontology annotation, cellular component: chromatin; nucleus. The record is from RefSeq and is a predicted model, not a curated record. Bases 75 to 1211 code for a protein of 378 amino acids. Gene Ontology annotation, biological process: nucleosome assembly; somatic cell DNA recombination. Gene Ontology annotation, molecular function: chromatin binding; histone binding. Lineage: Eukaryota; Viridiplantae; Streptophyta; Magnoliopsida; Malpighiales; Salicaceae.